UAUUGCUAGCGGAACGUGUGUAAUGUUUUUAUGUUUAAAAUAUAAUUAAACAAUUUUAAUUUAAGUUUAUUUUUUUAACACAGUUGUGUUAUUAUUAAUAUAAUAAAAUGCCUGUUUUAUGUUCAGCAAAAUGUGGUCAAAAUGCAGUACUCAAGGUAUACAAUAUUUCUAGAAAUUUACAAUCUAUGUUUAAAUUAAUGUGUCUUUCAACUUUGGCGUUAUCAAAAUAGUUUUACAGUAAUAACUUUAAGAUUACCAUUUGAAAAUAAGUAUUUUAUAUAGACCUGUUAUUUACUGAUACGUUCCAAGUAUUGAUAACAUUAUAAAUAAAUAGUAACAAUAUUUAAAAUCUAUAAAAGUGGUAUAUUAUAUUUAAAAUUACAUUGCAGAAUUAGGAUUUAAUUUCCAAAUCCAAGCCUUUUAAUUGGUUAAGUAAAAAAAAAACACAUUGGUUAUAUAUAAUAUAUAUUAUAAAAUUGGCAGUGAACAUGUUAACGCAGUCCAAUACUCAAAGCCUUUUCAAUUUUAAAUCUUUGCCUACGCCUUUUCCAGCUAUGAGGUUUGGCUACAAUAAUUCUAAACUUCCACUUAAUUUGAUCUAAAUGGCUUAUAAUUGCUGUCCUUAUAUCAUUCUCAAUCAAAUCCAACCACUUUUUUUUGGUCUUUUCUCCAAUUCCUUCAUUCUAUGUUUAUUUUAAUUCCAAUUACUGCUUCAGAGUCCUCUCUUCUAUGACAAGCCCAAACCAUUCAAUUUUCUUUUCUCUCAUUUUAUCUACUAUAGAUGCCACGUUUAAGCUGUCUUUACCUACUCAUUCCUUAUCCUAUUGUCUCUUGUCACUCCACACAUCUACUUAAGCAUUCUCAUCUCUGCUGCACUUAAUCUCUAUUUUAUUUGUUUGUUUACUGCCCAACACUGAAUCAUACCACAUAAUCUCACUACAUGAAUAGCUUUACUUUAAGUCUCAUUGGAAUUCUUUUGUUACAUAUGAAACCUAAACUUUUAUCCAAUUUAUCCAACUACUCAUAAUCCUAUGUUUCACAUCCUCAUAAAAGCCACCUUUAUUUUAUUUGAAAGAUCAUAGGUAUCUAAAAUUCUCUACUUUACCUAUAACUGCUUGUCAUUAGCCAGAGUUAUUAGUAACUCCUACUUGUCCUGUUCUUCCAAACUCAUUCUCUGUUUUACUUUUACUUAUCCUUAUUCUUUUUCUGUCAAAUACCCCUCAUUCCUCAAGCUUAUUGUUAACUUAUUCCACCAUGGUACCUCCUUUUGCCUAUUUUACCCUUAGCACUUCCUAGAUAGGACAAUCUGACAAAGUUUUGUUUAGAACUCAUACUAUUUGACAGAUUUUUACACCAGCUGUCGACCUGACACAACCCUAUUUGUCAGGUUAACUCUACUUAUGUAUAUUUAUUUUAUAAUGAUUAUAAGAGGCAUUGUUAAGGUAUAUACAUAAUCUUGAUAAUGUUCACAAGCAAUUCAGUGGAUUGAUUUUACAGUUAUUCUGCAUAUAUUUAUUUUAUUUUUAUUACAAAUUAUUACUUUAAACAUUACAUUAAUUUGGCUAAAAUAAAUAACUAAUAAAUAAAUAGUUUUUGUUUUAAUUUUAGCGCCCUAAAACUGGAGAUACAUUAUGUAAAGAAUGUUUUUUUUGGGCAUUUGAACUAGAAAUACAUAGCACUAUUAUAAAUGGUAAAUUAUUUAAAAAAGGAAAUGUUGUAGCAAUUGCAGCUUCUGGCGGAAAAGAUUCCACUGUAUUAGCUCAAGUUCUCAAGACACUGAAUGAACGUUAUAAUUAUGAAUUAAAAUUGGUAUUAUUAUCUAUAGACGAAGGAAUUACUGGUAAUAUUAUAAUAUUAAAAUAUAUUUUAUAAACUAUUAAGAAAAAAUUUCAUUGGAUUUAUUAUUUUUUCACACCAUAGUUUGGUAAACUGUACUUUAUUUAUAAUCUGUUUAUAACCUAACCUAUAUCUAAUGAUUACUAAGAAAUAGAAAAAUAUGACAUAUUAUAAUAUAUGUUAUGAUGGAAAAAUAAAUAAAUCUAGUUUUUUUUUAUUUAUUUUUAAAUAUUAUUUUAUUAUUUUUUGGGAAAUAUUGCUAGAUAUUCAACUUAUAAAUUGUUACUCCGGUGAUGUUCAACAUAUUUUUUUUUUCGAGGUAGAGUAUAAUUUUCAUUUAAAUAUGAAAAUUUGUACAAAUAUUUACUAACUGUCAAAUAUGCAAAAUAAAACUUUGUAAAUCAUUUGUAAUAGUUAAUAUAAUAUAUUUAUCAUUAUUUAUUGUUAUUGUAAUAUUCAUACAGAAUAUUAAUAAAAAUCUACAAGUAUGGAGUAACAUUCAAAUUUGUGCUUUCCUUAUAACAUACAAGCAUUUUGGUAUCAGUUGCUUUAAUCGGGGAGUAAGGGGAAGUUUUUACCACCUCACCACUCUUGUCAUCAACUGUCCGCUAUUGGGCCAGGUAUAAACUGUUGUCAGGCUAGUUUUUGGUCGCAAGCCUACAAACUUCAUUCAUAUCAUUAUAUUUUUUAUGAUUUAUGUUACAUGCAACCACUUUUGGUUUGUUUGUAAAUGAACUACCUUUAAAUUCUAAGCGGAUCAUGGAAUAUAUUGAUUUUACCAUGGUUUUUAUUCUGUGAACAACUAUUGUACUAGCAAUAUUGCUCAAAUUUUCAAAUGUUUCUGAAAGAAAAAAUUGUAUGGGGCAGUCAUUUUUUGAUUUUCCUAGUGAUUUUCAUAAUAAUUGGGAAUAAAUAGGUAAAUAUAUGAAAUUUUAAUGUAAAAAAACACUUUUGGAAAAAAAAAAAAUUUGAAAAACGCGUUUAGGUCAUGAACUAGAUUUGUUACAAAUUCGCCUUUUUCCAACUUCUCAUCUACAAUAAUGGCCCAUCCAUUGUGGAAAGUAUGUCCGUUUUUUUAGAUUCUGAGUGGAGUGAAGAAGCUUAUGGGUUUACAAAGUUGUUUAUUUAUUAAUUUUUUUCUACUAGAAGUCUCUCCGAUUCACAAGUAUAGCACUUUUUCUGAAAGGAAAUUGGACUGGGGAGGUACUUUAAGGAGGUCAUUUAUUGAUUUUCUCAAUAAAUAGGAAAAAAUGUACGAAAUGUAACUAUAAAAACACGGACAUACUUCGCAUAUGGGUGUAGCCUCUGUUGUCGGUGGAAAGUGGGGAAUAUAGGAUAUAGACGAAAAUUAAAUGUAUAUCUGUAAGCAACAAUGAACCAUGGAUUUUCGAAAAUCGCCUCCGGGUGUUAGUUAGAUCCAAUAUAAUGAGAACUCUCGUACUAAAAGUCCGAAGACAUAAGGUCCAUGGACAAAAAGUCAGGACUCUUAUUUUAUUGCGGAACAUAAAUUCCGAGUACAUUUUUUUAUUCUACAAUAAUAAUAAUAAUUUAAAUUAAAUUACGUUUUGAAAAAUAGUCAAUAUAAAUAUUGAUCACUCUACAAUAAUAAAAAUAUUAUCAAUUUUCAGUUUACCAUUGGAAUUUAUUAAAAUGGACAUUUUUUCGAACGUUUCCACCGAAUACUCGAAACAAGUGUAUGAUAAACCUUAGGUAUAUGAAUAUCCAUUAAAAACAAUUUUUUUUUCUUUAUAUGGUAUAAAUAUUGUUGAAAAAUAAUUGAUUUAUUAGAUGUAGAUUUAUCUAAAUCGUGUAUAAUAUUAAUAAUAAUAAGAAAAUAAUUUUUUUAUUUUUCUGUUUUUUUUUGUCUGACAAUAAAAAUGAAUCCGGACUUUUUGGUCCAACUUUUUUUUGAAACGUACUUUUUGACCAAUUGCCAAUAAGAACGUAUACCCUAACGUAGGGCUGACAGUAUUUUUGGUUUACCGAUAUUUGGAAAUUUUUGUGUCACAGUUUACCGUUAAAACCGUAGGAUACGGUAUACUGUAUAGGUACCAAAAUAAAUCGUUUUUAAAGAACAUUUUGUGUUUUGUUUAAGAAAAAAUAUAAAAUAUGAUGUUGAUAAAUUGAUAACAGAAUUAUGAAAUUAAUUAAUAUUAAAAUCACCAAAAACUUUGUUUAACUAAGUAAGUUAAAUAAGUUAAGUUAAAUUAUUGACAUAAAGGUCUCAAUUCGUAGAUUGGUUUGCUCUGUUUGCCAUCUUCCUAUACUUUGUUUUUCUCUUCAUUUAUGCAUAUUUGCAUCUUUGUCCUUUAUUAUCUGUUCAAUGUCUAUAUAUCAAUAUCUUUAAAUCUUCAAUGUUCUAACCUUGUCCAUGGUUCUUCCUCUCUACGCUUCCUUCUAUAUAAUCAGUUUUAACAAUCCUUCGCGUCCCACUAUAUGGUCUGCCCAUUCGUUUCGUCUUCUAGCUAUAUUUCUCCAUAAUAACUUUCCUUCUAAUAUUCUUUUCAGCGCCUCUUCAUUGGUUACUCUGUCCAUCCAACUUAUCCUUAACACUCUUCUAUUGCACCAUAUUUCACAGGACUCCAGUUUUUUUCGUUAUCUCACUGUUAUUGUCCAGGUCUUACACACAUAAAGUGCCAUACUCUAUACAUUCGUCUUCAAUACAUUUUUCCUUGUUUUUAGGCUAAUGUUUCUUGAUGUAAGUAGAGUUUUCUUGUUAAGCUGUUAGGCUGUUUUGGCUUGAUAGAUACGUUUUAUUAUUUUACUUCCAUUCUUUCCAUUAUUGCUGAUUGUGCUCCCCAGUUAUGUAAAUUCAUCUAAUUAUUUUACUAUUUGGUUUCCUCGUAGUUUUAUCUGUACUCUGGUUUUAUUUUCCCUUCCACAUACGAUCAUUUUUGUCUUUUGCACAUUUAUUUUCAUUUGCAAAUUCUUAAUAAAUAAUUCAUCCGUGAUUUUGGUUAGUUGAUCCAAAUCUUCCUUAUUUUCAGCAAUUAAAGCUAUGCCAUCGACGAAACGCAACGUACUUAUAUUCUGGUCGUUAAUCAUUAUCCCUAAAUUUGUAAUUUCUUUAGAUAUAUAGAAGUCUUUUGUCUGCGUGUUUUUAUCCCCAUUCUUGACGUCAUAUUAAAUAUUACUGUCAAAUUCAAAUUAUCAUAAAAUCUUUCCUAAUCCUUUUUUGAAUUAAUAGCCUUUAUGCCAAUAUUGCUAUUCUUGUUACCAUAUUUUUUUUCUGAACUCGAAUUGGUCCUCAGUCAGCAAUCUUGGCGUCAAUACAUUAGCAUAUAAUAUUUGUUAGCGAAGAUAGUGUUAAGACCACCGGUCUAGGUGUUGUAAAGUCCAUCCGGUUUAAGUGUAAUAAAACGUAGUUAUUAGUAUUCUAUUUGUAUUCAGAAGACCUUAGUUACAUUUUAUACAUUAUCAGUUGUGUCAUAAAUAAUUAAUUAAUAGUGGAGUUUGUAAUAAGGAAAAGUAGCACAGAUAUAUAUUUAGAAUAGUAAUUGUCUUAAUUAAAGGCUCGUUUUCAGUAUAUAGAGAGCACGUGGGGGACACUAGUCAACCAGUCGUAACCAAAUGUUAGACAAGUACUUAUGUAUAUGUCAUGUCUGUGCGAAUAAUAAACUUUAAGUCUAGAACAAUUGUGUUUAUUUUCUUAAAUUAAAAUCCAAAUCCUUAAAACUCGUUCUGAGUCUACUCGGCUCAUAAAAAUAGAAACGAUUAAAUUCGAUAAUGGUAUUUUUACAAAAAAUCUCAACGAACCUACAUUAUCAUCAUCAUCAUAAUUAUCUUUCCUAUCGUACCAUUUUAUAUACUGUUCAUAAAUUUUCGGUAUAUCGGUUCAAACCAGUAUUGAACACAAUACCGUACUAUUGGUAUUCAUUUUCAAUACAGGUGCGAAUUGAAUUCGAUGAUAUUGUCUGUUGUGAUUUUGAAUGGGCAUUGUCGGUUUCCGCCAAAAAUUUACCCUUUCCUUUUCCCUUAAUGAAAACAUUUAAUCUAAUAUUCCAAUAAAUAUUAAUUUAUAAUUGUAUCUAUUACAAUCAUUAAUUUGACAAAUAAAUUAAUUAAAAAUCUAGGAAGUUUUUUUCUAUUUAUGCAUUUUACAAAUGUUGUUAAUUAUUUAUUGAAUACAAGGUAAAAUUAGUGUUAAUAUUCAGUGAUUGUUAUUUCUUACCUAAAGAAUUUCCUACCUUAUUUUUUUUGAUUAUUGUAUAAAUUCAAACUUAUUUUUAUUAUUUAUAAUUUUUUUUUCGUUGGAAGAUAAGUUACGUUGUAUGGUAAUUUCCAUCCAAUGAUCAUUUAUCGAAUAUAAAAUUACUGAAUAUCGUAUUUUUCUAAUGCUAUUGAUUGUAUUUCCAAUGUUCAAAUGUUGUUUGUUGUAUUAGUUAUAAUAUUUUAAUUUAUUGUCAAUAUUUGUGUUUAAAUAUCAUUUUACUUCGUAAAAUGAAUAUUGUACAAUUAUUGUAAGUUAUGCAAAUGUAUUAUAAUAUAACUUACAGUAAGUCUUAGAGUAAAUAUAAAUAAUAUGACAUUUAUAUUUUUUAUAAUUUAAUUUAAUCACCACUGUAAAACAAUAACUGUAAAUUUUUCAUAUUUUUUGUGAACAUUUUGAAAUUUUUUUAUUUGGUAGAAAACGGAAAGGUUCAUUUUUGGCUGAAACGGGUAAUUUUUCCGGAUAUUUUUUAAACCCUUUUUCCGAUAGGAAACAUUUUACUGUUGGGUACCAUACUACAUCAACAGAGUUUGCAAGAGGUAGUAUACAACAUGAGUAAUUAAUAGUGUUCUGUUUAACCAGCUCAAAACAUAUAUGCCUAUAAAAUUUAAAUUAAAUUUACAGAACACCAUUACACUAGAGCUUUAAACUUAGACUCUCUAACUAUAUUAUUAUUAUCAUCUACUCUUUGACUAACAAAAAAAUAUUUGAUUAAUAAUGAUUGAUAAUAUUUGUUAUAUUUGUAAUAGGUUAUAGAGAUGAUAGCUUGAAAACAGUUUUAGAAAAUAAAGAUGAAUAUCAAAUGCCUUUAAAGAUUUUAUCAUAUGAACAGUUGUAUGGAUGGUCAAUGGAUAAAAUAGUAACUGAAGUUGGACAUAAAAAUAAUUGUACAUUUUGUGGUGUAUUCAGAAGACAAGCUUUAGACAGAGGCGCAAUGUUAUUAAAUGUUGAUUGUAUUGCGACUGGUCAUAAUGCUGAUGAUAUUGCAGAGACUGUGUUAAUGAACAUUUUACGUGGUGAUGUAGCUAGAUUACAAAGAUGUGUAAAUAUUAUAACUGUAAGUAUCUAAUAAAGUAGGUAUUAUAAGUUAAUAUAACUUUUAAAUUAAAAUAAAUAAAAAAUAAAUUAAAUUAUAACAUGCAUGUGAUCGGAUGUUAAUACAUAAUUCAUUUUGGAUACAUGUAGUUAUAUUAUUAUUUAAAAUAUAAUGAAUAAAUAUAAAUAUAGUUUAAAAAAUAAUUAUUUUCCAUUAAAGGUAAACAUGGUUUCACACGAAGUUAUACCCAUUGUAAUAUUUCCAGAGAUAAAAGAAAGAGUCAAUUUUUUUUUCAUAUUACUCAUUGGGAUAAGGGCUACAAAUAUUUGUAUUUUAAUUAAAUAUUUAUGUUUUGGUAAAAAAAAAAUAAAUAAAUUAUUAUUCAUUAAUUUUAAUGAAUAUAAAAAGUUGAAACAUCAACAUUUUAAGAACAAUAAAAUAUAAACACUGCUUAUUUUGGAUUCUGAGUGGAGCGAAGAAGCUUAUGGUUUUACUAAGAUGUUUAUUUUUUUUAGUUUUUAUUUUCUAUGGACAACUUCCCUACCAGAUCACUUGCUCCGAUUUUUAUGUGUAGCAACUUUUCUGAAAGGAAAUCAAUGUGAUCUAAGGUACCUCCUCUUAGAAAGGUGAUUUUUCAAUUUUCUCAUCAAAUGUAAAAAACUGAAAAAAAAAAAACUGUAAUGAAGGAAAUAUAUUUGUAUAAUAUUACAAUAUAUUUUUUCUGUGGAUAAUUUUUCUACCAACAAUUUUGCUCCAACUUAUAUUGAUAGCAAUUUUUUUAAAAGGAAAUUUCACUGGCGAUAUACUUUAGAAAGGUCAUUUUUGAUUUUCUCCAGAGUUUUCUCAGCAAAACUGGGGAAAUCAGUAUAACAUUAAACAAAUAUUGUUAAAGAUAAUAUAUUGAGCCUAUUUAAUUAUUUUACUUUAAAAUGACAUAUAUAUUGUUAACAAAGCAUCACUAUCAACUGAACUUGCUCAGAAUUAUUUUUUCGGAAGUAAUGGUUUAUCGUUGCUUACAGGUAUACAUUAAAAUACCUAUAAAAAUGGCUGCACCCGUCUCCAUUAUCCUAGGAUGUCUUUUUCUUUUUUACAAAUUGCUUUUAUUUAAAUAAAGUUUUCAAUUAUUAAUGUGUUAAUGUAUUUUAAAGUAGAUUACAGAUUUUAAUGAAAUACAUAUAUAUUGUAAGAUUACAGAAGGUGCUAUUCCUCGAUGUAAACCAUUAAAAUAUACUUAUGAAAAGGAAAUAGUAAUGUAUGCAUAUUUCAAGAAAUUAAAUUAUUUUUCAACUGAAUGUGUUUAUGCACCAAAUGCUUACAGAGGAUACGCAAGGACAUUUUUAAAAGAUUUAGAAAGAUUAAAACCUUCAUCUAUUAUGGAUAUAAUACAUUCUGGUAAUAGUAGUAAUUUUAAAGAAAUAUUUGAAUAUUUUUUAUUUUUUAAUGUGAUUUUUUUUUUAAGGUGAGACCAUGUGUAUUAAAGAGAAUAUAAAAAUGCCAGAGAAAGGCAUUUGUACUAAAUGUGGAUUUGUAUCAAGUCGAGAUAUUUGUAAGGCAUGUAUGUUGUUAGAAGGAUUAAACAGAGGACUACCUAAACUUGGAAUAGGCAAAAGCAGUAAAGCUAAUAAAACUUUGGCUGCAUUACCAAAUCCAAGAUUUCUAAAUUUUUAAUAUAAUUUGAACAUUUAUUUAUUUUUGUGUAUAAUUAAAAGAUUAUCCGCUGUUUGUUAUUAUAUUGCUUAAUACACAAUAAAUUUUUUAUAUUUUUGAAAAAGGUUAUAAUUUAAGACAAUGUUUUUGAAAUGCAUAAUUAAAUUUAUGUAAACAUGGAUUGUCGGGUUUUCUGAUUUUCAUGGGGUGCCCAUAAUCCUAAAAUAUUUUUAACUUUUAAUCAAAAUAAAAAAAAAAAAUUAACAAAGCAUAACUUGUUUAUUGGUUUUAUUAUUGUAUUUAGGGCGCGGGGGGGGGGUGGCGACGAUGAAAAGCCAUCAUCCCAAGAAGGUAAAUUUUUUAUUUUCAGUACUAAUAAGCGAUAAUUUUUUUUUUUAUCCAUUGUCAAAAUAUAUGCCAAAAAGUGCAAGUUUUCUUAAUUAUGCCUAAGAUUAGCAAAACUAUAAAUAUGUCUUUGCCUAAAUCUUAAAAAUAAUGAAGACUCACAAUCAAAAUAAAAACAAAAUGUUUUUUAUUUUUAACUAUAAGUACAACAAAUUGUAUUUUUAAAUAAAUAAGAAGUGGU
Messenger RNA from Cinara cedri, 9315 nucleotides. The record is from the annotation of a GenBank genome assembly. NCBI's taxonomy places the organism in Eukaryota, Metazoa, Arthropoda, Insecta, Hemiptera, Aphididae.